AUGAUAACAGUCUCCGUUCACUCUCAAACACAUCGCAAACACGUUCAAGUUCUUGAAAGCAAUGAGAUUGCUUGAGUGAAUGGACAAUUUACCCGAUCAAACCGACUGCGAACCAAUAUCGAGAGGCUCGCUCAAAACCAACAAGUAUGCUUGUAAUUGGUGUUCUAAAGCUCCUUGCCACUUGGUUACCUUUCACUUGUGCCUUGAACAGAGUUGCUUUAACGGGGACUUCAAUAACAUUACCUUGCGAUGUGAACUCAUUGACCCAAGAAUACAAUUGGAUUCACAAUAACCACCUCAUCGAUUCACGCUUUCGACUUCCAAAUGGUCAAUUUUUUAAUGAUGGGACAAUUUCAAGGGAAAAUCUGCGUAUAAAAAUCUCAAAUGGAUGGCUUUCUCUGAGCCACGUGGAUCUUUCUGAUCAUGGUUCAUGGGUCUGCAUUCGAAAAGAUAGAUCCCUACGAAUUGAGGUCGAACAUUUCUUACAUGUACUUCCCUCCAACAACUUGAGUCUUGGACUGGAUGAAGUCGAACAUGGAUUUUUGGAUUGCUCUAGUUCUAACGCCUUGCCUAAUGACACCCUGAAGAUAGUGAAAAGUCCAUUUGCAAAUGGCACUUUGCCCACCAUGGAACUGACUUCUUGGUCAAAAACCGUCCAAUGGUCCUCUAACAAAAUUACAACCCGAUUUCAAUUGCCACAAAUGAGUGACUGGUAUGCAGACCAUUUUUUUGUUUGCAUACAAGAGCGUGAAGUCAAUAGGAGGCUGCAAACCGUGGCCUCGACCUUUACGACGUUCUCUGAGGUUAUCUCCAAGACUGAAAACGAGGGAAAAUCUCAAACAUCGAUGAUGGAAAACGAAAUACAAGCUCAAUCUAAGAUGCCAAACGCGUCCCAAGUGAAAAGAGCUUACGUGUUUGCACAUUACGAGCAUCAGGAUUGGAUUCACGGUCAAAAUCAAUCCAUCACUUGCAAAGCGAUCCUCGGGAAUCCGAAGGCCGAAUUAGCAGCUGUACUUUCGAAGGAUCCCCUCAUGGUGGACGUACUCCAAACCCUCACGUUGUCGACUCUUACUGAAAUCCCCCAACUUGGCAUAGGUUCAGCUCAGUUUGAAUAUUCUUCAAGUUACAGGGACGAGGGUUAUUUUGUGGCAUGUGUUGGCAUUCAGAGGCGGAACAACGAAGUCACUCAUGAAGCUAUUGAUUCGAUACGAAUUCUAGAUGUCAAGUUCCCACCCGAAAUCGUCUCAGGGUUCACAUCCCAAGUUAUCUACCCACAGGGUUUGACGGUAACUAUCAAGGGCAACCCACUUCCCACACUCAAAGAUGUCCACUUGAUACCGUGCGGAAAUCCUGAUUGCGAGCGUCAUUCCGAUACCCCCUUAAACAGGUUGGAAUUGCCACAAACGGAAUUGAUCAAUAUCGGAAAGCAUUCCUUGGAUAUCAAAAUCUCAUUUAAUCAUAAAGUUUACAAGCAACUCGAGGCGCUUACUUUGCUUGUUGAAAACGAAUUCGGAUCGGUGAACCAAACUAUUCGUUUGACCCAAGACCCAAGUGGAUCUGGCGUGUUGGGCGGAAUAAUCUCAGUCGUUGUGCUUUUGUCGAUUUUGCUCAUGCUGGCCUUUGUAUUGAGAGCGCUGGUGGAUCGGGAUCAAGAGGAAAAGAAGGCCAAAAAAAAAUGGAACCCUUUCAAGGACUGCUUGUGAAAAAUGGCGGCUUUCCUGAAGUGUCAAACUCAGAUGUGAUUCAAAUGGCCUCUGAGAAAGAUUGAUUUCUACUUUUUUGAAAAAAACUCUUUUUAUCCAUAUUCUCAUAAAA
Messenger RNA from Tigriopus californicus, 1815 nucleotides. RefSeq lists its product as uncharacterized. NCBI's taxonomy places the organism in Eukaryota, Metazoa, Arthropoda, Copepoda, Harpacticoida, Harpacticidae. The coding region runs from base 147 to 1703 and encodes 518 amino acids. The transcript has 8 exons. The record is from RefSeq and is a predicted model, not a curated record.